This is a messenger RNA of Micropterus dolomieu (smallmouth bass), 848 nucleotides long. RefSeq lists its product as uncharacterized. NCBI's taxonomy places the organism in Eukaryota, Metazoa, Chordata, Actinopteri, Centrarchiformes, Centrarchidae. The transcript is spliced from 3 exons. The annotation marks the transcript as partial. The record is from RefSeq and is a predicted model, not a curated record.
GUCCUCCCUGUUAGUCCGGUUUUUAUCUGCGCGCUGUUUCCAAGCAAAAUCAGACGGGCAACACUGUAAACACACCACAGUGCUCGACAAACACUGCAGAUGUUUUGCUUUAGGCCGUUUUUCUCGCCAUACGAGCUAAACGAUGGACGAUAUGUACCACUAUCCCGUUUUCUUCGCGUGUCACAACCUGCCUGGGGCGCAGAUAAAAAAAAUAGAGACUUAUUUCCAGAUUCGCCGGCGAUCAGGCGGCGGAGACUGCGGACCAUUGAGGCGUGUGAAUGAUCAAGGCUACAGCGUUGCUUUCAAAUAUGAGAAAGAUCAGCAGGCAGUCCUGCAGAGAUACGAGCAUGUCGUGGAGCUUGCAGAUGGUUGUCUGGUAUUCACUGUACGAGGCAGCCUGGAUCCCCCCUCCUCUCCCAUCACCACCUCCACUGCAAGUCUUGAUUUUACAGCUCCAGUACAGAGCCCACAGUCCAUUCCUGCUUCAACUCCUCCACCAAGUGGUGGAAACUAUGAACUACAACUUGACCCUUACCUCCUUCGUUACCUAAAGGAAAGCCACAACGCUGGGAAAGGACUAGAGAAAGAACUCUCUUCUGUGGCCUGCUCUGCCAAGCUUUACCCAGAGGAUGAGAGGGCUUUAGUUAGGUGCUUAGCUCAACCUGGUGCAGAAGACGAAGUUAGAAACUGGAAAGCUGAAGUAGACAAAGUUUUUGAUGGAUAUCUGUGCCACUAUGAGGUUGACCCUCACAAAGUUAAAGCUUUGCUUCAGUCCUGCAGCUCCCGUCAGGUCACAGAUGAGGUGAAGGUGUACAGCGAGGUUGGGAUGGCUGUUGUUGUUGGGAAAC